Penicillium verhagenii is the source of this 393-nucleotide messenger RNA. RefSeq lists its product as uncharacterized. The transcript is spliced from 2 exons. Lineage: Eukaryota; Fungi; Ascomycota; Eurotiomycetes; Eurotiales; Aspergillaceae. The record is from RefSeq and is a predicted model, not a curated record. Bases 1 to 393 code for a protein of 130 amino acids.
AUGUCAAUCAGGCCGAGCUAUGGUGGAGUGUGUCUCUGGCCACCUGAUUGGGCUUAUUGGGUGCCCGCUCUAGGCGCUACUGCAACUGUCGGUCGGCAGGCACCGCGUGGGAACAUGUUAUUGGCUAUUUGUGGCGAGCUGCAAGGUACCAACACCUACAUGGCCACUAGUUUCAUCUCAAACCCCUCUUUACUCGGCCUUGCCGUAAUUUUGGCCACUCCGCCAUCGACCUCUUCAGCUGCACAUCCUGUGCACAACGUCGUGAUUGGAGUCGGACAUGUCGCAUCCAGCUACCAAUUGUGUUUCGACUGGCCGGGUCAGCUAUUCGGUCUUUCAGUGCUCAAUGGCUGGCUGGGUGCUCACAAUCCCAGCAUAGCCUGGUUGAAGACAUAA